CACCGCCAACAUUUUUAAGCUAGCAAACAUUCCCUUAUCAGGUCUCGUCAGGUUGAAAAACACCGUUCAAUGUAGUGAUGAAUGUACCGUACAGUAAGCGUGGCACUCUGUGUGUUUUCAGUUGGGUUGGAUAACUUUGCCCAGUGGAGAUGGAUGAUGAGCUGGAGAACUUCAUCAGGCAGCGGAAGGCCAGAGUGGCUGAGGAUAAAGCCCGCUUAGAGCAAGACCCUCCUUACAUGGAAAUAAUGGCAAAACCCCACAGAUCCUAUGGGUCCACUAUUAAGGAGAACAUCCCUCCUAAGUCGAUAGCACAGGGGAAAGAGGAGAACAGUAGUGUAGGUCUGCCCCUCGGUCUGGAGUACGAGAAGAAAAAACAGCGACUGCAGCAUGAGCUCCGUAUGGACUACAGGCGCUACAUGGCUCAGAAACAGCACUUGGACCCCGUACAGCCCGGACCAUUAAUUCACCUUAAUAACAGGAGGUCUGUUAAGCAGCACCUCCUAGAAGGCCGAACAGGUGACCUCAAACAGCGACUCCCCUCGUGGAGGGAUGCAGGCACUCUGACAGAGGACAGGGGGGGAUUGCACAGGGCUCUGCGCCUCGCUGAGGAUGAGACUCUUUGCCCUGAGGAGGAUGAGGAGCAGUUGUCAGUACUUUCCAGGCAUCGCGGCAGGCCGGGGAAGCCAAUGGACGAGGAGGUAGAGGAGGAGGAAUACACCAAGGAGGAGAUGGAGCUGAUGGAAGGCAGGAGGCGCAGACAUAUGGGGGUGGAGGCCAGUUAUGAGCAGAGACGAUCCAAUAAGACUGAUGAAAGGGAGAAGAGAUAUAUUCCUUUAGGUUUUGCCCGAGAAGGCAGGAGAUCAAGAGCACUGACCAAAAAUGAUGAUGCUGAGUUUGCUACUGGCCUUAUAAUUGGAGCGGCUGAUACAGAUGAGGUUUUACAGAGGAGGAAAGAGAGCUACAGACAGGAGCUACAGGAGCAGAUUGCUGAACAGCACAGAAACAAAAAAAGGGAGAAAGAUUUGGAGCUGAAAGUUGCUGCAACAGGAGCAAAUGAUCCUGAGAAACAGCCGGACCGAAUCAGACAGUUUGGUCUGAGCAGGAGGAAAGAUCCUCAGGUUUUGGAACCUUCAGCAACAGGAGAGAGCGAGUCAUCAUCCAGAGGUCUCUUUAAUAAUGAGAAGACUGCUGUUCGAGACAGAGAGAUGCCUCCUCCUGAUAAGCCCCACGUAGCCUUCCAGUCCCCUGUGUUGGAGUACAACUCUGCCCUGGGCCUGGGGGGAGGCGCUCUGUCUCCCAACAUCCAGCCUGCUGGCCCCUCCUUCCCCAGAGCCAUGGACACUCCGAGAAUCCCUUUGCUCCCUCCACAUCCUCCAUCAACACUCAGUGAAGCCUACAGGAGCACAUACGGAGAGCCUCAUCACUACUACAGCAACAGGAACCUGCUUGACCCUAACAUGGCCUACUAUGGUCAUUUGUCUGUUCCGGGUGCCGGCCAUCCUGUGUCCUACUGGAAUGUACCACCGGGGGGUGCUGUCCCAAUCCAGUUUGGCAACCACAGCCCUCACAGCCAGCACAGUGGAAGCAGCUUCCCUGAGCCUCCAACACAGCCCAGCAGUGAGGCUGCUACUGCGGACUCAAGUACUGGACUGUUCCCUCCAGAGAGAUCCAAAUCAACCAGGGAGAGGAUUUACAGAGAGGCUCUGAAACAACAGAUUCAGGAGCAACAAGAACGGAGGCGUCUGGAGAUUGAAGAGCAGGAGCACUACGAUGCUCAGCUGGAGUCCGACAUGAAGAACCACCAGCCGUGGGGUCGAGGCGGAGGAGGAGCUCCGCUCAGAGACAGCACGGGAAAUCUCAUCGCUGAUCUCAAUCAGAUGCACAAGCUGAACGAGGAGGCCUACAGUAACCCGGAGCAGUGGCAGAGGAGAGCCACAGCGGCCGUGACAGCACGCAGGACAGAGCACCCGGACCCCAACGAGAGGGUCUCUGGUUUCACUCAUGUCCAGACGCCUCAGUUUGCCAGAAGCAACGUGUUUGCCAACCAGCCCAACCUGCAGCAGCUCCAGGAGCAGGACAAGUACAAAAGUUAUCUCAAACAGCAGAUUGAGGAGAAACUGCGUAAAAAAACAGAAGAGAGGGAACGGACCAGACUGGAGGAAGAAAGGGAGGAGAGGAGGCUGGAGGAGCAGAGGGCUCGCAUUCAGAGGGAGUACGAGGAAGAACAAGAGAGAAAGAAACGGAAAGAAAUGGAGCAAAAGGCCAAGAACGAGGAGCUGAUUCAGCUGGCUGAACAGCGUAAGAGGGAGGCGGAGAGGAAGAAGAAGGAAGAGGAAGAGAAGGAGAGCGCAUUGCUGAGGAUGCAGUAUGAGAGGGAGAGGCAGGCUCGGGUGGAGGAGCCUCUGUUUAGGAUGCAGGAUCAGCCAUUGGCAGUCAUUUCCCUUCAGGAGAAUUUGGCAGGUGUGAAUUCAUCAGAUCCUGGAUCUUCUGCUCCCUCAGAAACCACUAGAGCAGGGACGGACUGUGUCACAUGGAGGGCAACGAUUAAACAGGUCCACAGGGAGCCCUCCCCUCCAAUCCCCACCCUCCAGAAGAAACACGGGCUACACCGAUUCACUCCGAGACCUCCCAGUAUAGAGAGCCGUCAUUCUACUGCACCCCUUUCUGAGCGUUCUUUGUCUGGGCUCCAGUCUCCUCCUGUCCCUGCUUGUAGGAAUCAGCUGCGAGCUGCAGGAGACCAGCGGGACGUGUACAACGAGCUGUCAGCGUUGCGUCGGCAGCUUCGCAGUGAACAAAGACGUCUGGAGGGUCGACUGCAGCAAGGCGACUGGGAGGAAUUAAACUCUCCUCUGAGUGAAAGACAUCAGGAUCGUCCAGCGGUGGAUGUGUUUGAUAUGGCCAGGCUGCGGCUCCAGGCUCCGGUCCGAAGGCCCAACUCCAGAAACGCACAGCCCAGAAACCUGCUGCGAAUCCACGACUCUCUUCAGCUCAAAUACACAGACGGUGAAUCCAGGCUGGACUCCAGUGAGGUUCCUAAGCUGGAGGAAGUGGGUGUGGUCAGUAGGAGGAGGCAGGACUACAGGGAUCCAUAUCACCAACUCAGCAGCCAGAGGUCCACAGUACAGGAUGAUUAUUUUGACCUGUCCCCACCACAUCCAAAUGAUUAUAUGAGGAGUGUGAUGGGAGGAUCUGCCAGCGGUUCUCUGCUGGAGUCAGAGAGUGCUUUCAUUGAUCCUCUAGGCGAUGCCUUUCCAGUGCCACGCACCCCAGAGCUUGAGAAGAUCCCCCAGCUGUCAGCCAGAGAGAGGAGGAGGAUGGCAAAACAGUCACAGCGCCCACAGGAACGAGCUGCUUCCAGCCAGCUCAUUGGUCAAUUAGGAGACUAUUCCACCCACACAGGUAACAGACUGCAGCACAAUGCAGAGCCCAGUGGAGAAGGGAGGAACCGGGACAGGACAGAUCGUCUGAUGGCCCUCAUUCGUCGUGGCAACACAGCCGGACCAGUGGAUGUGUCUGAUGACGACUCACCUCCCCACUUUUCUCCCUACAUUCGAAACCAUCGAAGCUCUGUAGAAACUGUCACCACCGAUCCUUGGAUGCGGCCAGGAACAUCGGACACACUCAAGUGCUUAGACCGACCACUGAGGAGGGAGCGGGUGACAACGUAGGACCCCGGAUGUCUUCCACUUCAAUAUUGAUCCAGAAUACACCCCUCUGUCUUUAAAUUAUGAGAUCACAGUUGUUUUUAACUCACUGACUAUGUGAAGGAUGGAUAUGUCAGUAUGAAUGUUGGAUACCAGUUUGUAUUUACUUUUUUUUCAUUGAUUACAUCAUCAAUGAACCUCAAUGUCUGAUCUCACAGUGAGUUCUUGUUUAUGUGUAUUUACUAUUUUAUUAAUGACUAAAUUAUGUUUU
Messenger RNA from Scomber scombrus (Atlantic mackerel), 3915 nucleotides. Its product is annotated as centrosome and spindle pole associated protein 1-like. NCBI's taxonomy places the organism in Eukaryota, Metazoa, Chordata, Actinopteri, Scombriformes, Scombridae. Gene Ontology annotation, biological process: positive regulation of cytokinesis. Gene Ontology annotation, cellular component: microtubule; spindle pole; centrosome. The coding region runs from base 150 to 3668 and encodes 1172 amino acids. The transcript has 29 exons. The record is from RefSeq and is a predicted model, not a curated record.